GCCUGGCGGAUGGUCAACCGUCUGCUCGACUUGUCUCAGUCUGAAAUUCAGUUCGCGCUUUUUCAGUAGAACAUUACGCGUGUUCCGUACGUUCUACCACCGCGGCGGAUGUUUUUUCAAUCACUACUCUUAUCACGUUUGUAAAAUUAUUAGUUAUCAGAGUGACUUAAAAAUGAUUAAAUAAUUAAUUUUAUCUUCUUUUUAUUGGACAAAAAUGGAAAGAAAAAGCUGUUCAGAAUUGAUUCGCUAAUAAUUCAACGAUAUAAGUUACUGAAUCUUCCUCUAAAAACUUGAGCUAUGUUCCGCCCUUCUCUGUUCCGCGGACUGAGUUUGGAGACACCAGACGUAACCAGCUAUGGACUUGCCAGGAGCCGGCGCGCGUCGCUGUCUGCCGAGCAGCGGCGCAAGCUGAGCAUGCUCCGCACCAACAGCAUCCCCUCGCCAUUGACUCCGGUGAGCCACAUUUACCAUUUGGUACCCUGCCCGAGAAACUGCUGUACUCAGAAAUACGUCGUGAGCACGGAUCGCAGCGGAGACAUUCAUGUCCAUGUACAGGGAGAUUUGAGUCAACAAGACAAAAGAUGUGUAUUCCUUACGGUACACGACUUGGGUACCAAUCAUUCGUCUAUCGUAGACUUCAUAUCUACCCCAGCGAUGAGCGAGAUAAAAGAGCGAUCCUGUUUCAUCCAUGUGGAUGUGCCAGGCCACGAGGAGAACUCUCCAGAUCUCCCUGACUCCUAUCAAUUUCCAUCACUACAGACCUUAGGUGAAGAUAUUAUUACUGUGUUGGACUUCUUGCACGUUCGAUACGCCAUUGGCCUCGGCGAAGGCGCCGGAGCGAACAUCCUCGCUCGAUGUGGCCUCGCGCACCCACGAAGACUCCUUGGCCUCAUCCUGGUGAACUGUACGGGGUCUACGUCAUCAGUAGCUGACGCUUUCCGCACUCGCUUCUCCCGCUGGAGAGGCGCUGACAUCUCGCAGUCUGAGGAAGAUUUUCUCAUCUAUCACAAGUUUGGCCACGUGAGUUAUACACAGGAUGUAGAUUUUAAAUAUCAGCAAAUAUCCAGUGAAUCCAUCGAGGCGUGCGAGCGAGAGCGUAUGCUGACAGAGUACCGCUCCAGGCUGCGAGGCAAUCUCAACACUCACAACAUUAAGUUGUACGUCAAGGCGUUCAUAAACCGCAAAGACCUAGUGCUUCGGGGCUGCCAAGCUGACAUCCUGCUGAUCACGGGCAUGCUUAGUCCCUACUCAAGCGUGGUGGAGAAGCUGUACAAAGAGCUAGAUCGCGACAAAGUCACCAUUCUCAAAGUGGAAAAAGCCGGAGAUGUAUUAGCUGAAGCUCCGGCAAAAGUGGCCCAAUCGCUGCUGCUCUUCUGCCAAGGCCAGGGUCAGCUGACGUCACUGCCCCCACCAGGCGUGGAAAGGCGCAUGUCUCGUGCCAUGUCCAUGGAGGAGUACGACAAGCCCAACAUCAGACGGCUGUCCCUCACGCCCAGCGUGUCUGACUCCCCACCCCCCAGGAAAUUGUAGGGUAAAGCCGUGGCCGACUCGCUACCCGAGUAGGCAUGAGGCUGGGAAAAUGAAACCACCGAAGAAAGAUAUGGAAAGAGUAAAUUUGGUGCCGUUUCACAAUCAGGAUACAUGGUUAUCUUAACGACAAUUUAUUUAUUCUUCUAGUUCAUACUGUAGGAAAGUAGGUCGUUAAAACAACGUUUCUAAGCCUUGCUGCAUAGAGAUGCUAGGAGGGAGACCUAUUAAACUGUAUAGGUAAUACAUUAUCAAACAUUACAUGAAAUACCAUAAUUUGUACCUACGAUUAUAUAUCUAUAUGAUUUCUAUUGCAAAUAUGAAUCUAUUUUUAAAAUUUAAAGCUACCUACUAAAUGAAUUUAGUAUUAGCUUAGUAAUAAUGUAAUAUUAUUUAGUAUCGUAAUUAUAUUGUUUACUGUUGUAAUAAUGUAAUCAUAAGUCGACCUUUUGUGCCAUACAGAUUAUAUACAUAUAUUGUAUAGAUAAACUUUUUCUCCAUAAUGCAUAUAGGUUAAACGAGUUUUGAUUUGUCGAAUAUUCAGAUAUUGAUUUGUGUAGUGUAUUACAACUUUACUUACAUUUUUCAAGAUUUUUUCCACAGGAAAGAAUCACCUGUUAUUAAGCGUUUUACCUCUACUAUUACCUGUUAUAUAUUAUCUUUCGACAUUUAUUAUCACAAAUUAAACGUAGAUUUGUUAAAAUGUUUAUUAUACUCGUUGUUGGUUUGAAAUGUUAGGUUUAGCAAUGUUAACAGGCAAAUUACGUGUCUAUUGUCAUAUAUAUAUAUAUAUAGAAUGAUCCAUACUAUAUAAGUCAUUUUAAAUUGCGGAAACUUGAACCUAUUAUAAAUAUUUUCUAGAGAUAAAAUAACAUAAAUGUUAAAUAAGUAAAAUAUGAGUAAUUGUUAAUGUGAAUUUUUUUAAUUUAAGUAUUUAUGAGGGAUUUCCCCUCAACAAAUAUAUAGGUAGAUAGGUACUUCGGUAUUUAUGUGCCCUUAUAUCUAGAAUGGCGCAUGAUAAAAUUCACCGCUAGGUGUGGCUAAUAAGAAAAUAUUAUGAUGUACCUAGUUAUUGAAUGAAUAAAUUACAAAUAAAUAUUUUUUAAUGUUCUAUUUGCUUUAUUAUAGAUAUGAAGGCUGAUCACAGAGCAUUACUACCGUCCUGUUAUACCUCGAAAGGAUCUCAAUGUAAAUCGUUCAACCAUUGAAUUAAUUAUUUUUUUCAACAACUUGCUUAGCUGAUACUCGCGACUUUAUAAGCUUUAUAAGAGACUAAGUAUGUAAAUAAUGUCUAUGUCAGUUUUUAGCUCGUUCCUUCUAUUAUUGAGGACUAAACGGAGACUCCGUAUUUUGUCUAAAAAAAAAUUCUACCUUUUAAAAAUUCUUGAAAAACUACCCAUAGUUAGUUGUCCUGUUCCAGUCAACCGAAUUUUUUUUCAGGUUUAUUUUAGUUUUUACUAGCUGUUGCCCGCGACUUCGUCCGCGUAAAUUUCGAGUUGAAUCUUGAUCAUACAGUCAGACACAGACAGACAGACAAAAAAAGUAAAAAAAAAUUCUCUAUCCGUUUCAAUCAAAAUAUUAAAUGUACUGACAAAAUAUUUUUACCGUUUUAUU
Molecule: messenger RNA, 3141 nt
Organism: Amyelois transitella
Lineage: Eukaryota; Metazoa; Arthropoda; Insecta; Lepidoptera; Pyralidae
Exons: 9
Coding region: 298-1530 (410 amino acids)
Biological process (GO): signal transduction
Cellular component (GO): cytoplasm
Source: RefSeq, a predicted model, not a curated record